This is a messenger RNA of Cryptococcus wingfieldii CBS 7118, 1356 nucleotides long. RefSeq lists its product as hypothetical. The transcript has 6 exons. The record is from RefSeq and is a predicted model, not a curated record. Bases 1 to 1356 code for a protein of 451 amino acids. NCBI's taxonomy places the organism in Eukaryota, Fungi, Basidiomycota, Tremellomycetes, Tremellales, Cryptococcaceae.
AUGUCCCCAGAGUCUACCCCCGUCCCCUCCUCAGAUCACCCACCCCCCUCCAAGGGCAGCAAGGGAGGUCCCAAGGGCAAGAAGGCCGCCCAGGGGGUCGAGGUGCACAAGUUUAAGGUUGGGGAUAUCGUACUUGCCCGUUUGAGGGGGUACCCGCCUUGGCCUGCUAGAAUCGCCAACCCCGAAACUCUGCCCCGCAACGUACUGAAGCAGAGACCAGGCAAAAGCCCCGCCAUCUUCUGCACCCAAUUCUUCCCCGCCGGUGACUUCGCCUGGCUCGCAAGCAAAGAUAUCAAACCCCUCCCCUCCUCCGACAUAACCUCCUUCCUCUCCCAAACCCACCGCAAAUCCGCCGGCGCCCUCCGCGUAGCCUAUUCUACAGCGCAAGAUCCUUCCGAAUGGGAUGAACAGCAAGAUGCCGCGCGCCGCCAGGGGGAGGCGGAGGAGGAGGAAGUCGAUGAGUUGGAAGAUGAAGAGGAGGAGAAGGUGAAGGGGGGAAAGAGGAAGAGGAAGGAGGAGAAGGAGGUUGCGGGUGGGAAGAAGGCGGUGGGGAAGAAGGGGAAGAAGGAGGAGGAGCCGAAGAGCAAGAAGGCGAAGGCGGCGCCGACGAAGGGGAAGGUGGAGCAGAAGGAAGAGGCGGAGAAGAAGAAGAAGGGGGAGGAUCCUGUUAGCUUAAAGGUCAAAGGAUGGAGGCAUUUGUUGCAAAAGGCGUUCUUGGGAGAGAGUAUGCCGAGUGCCGAGUCGAUCCACUCGUUUGAUGAGACGUUCCGGGAGAUUGAAAACUACGAGCAAAUGACAAUCGAGGCCCUUCAGUUCUCCAAGAUCGGCAAAGUCAUGCGCAAGAUGGUAGCUCUAAAAAAUAUUCCCAAGAACGACAAGUACAAAUUCACCGACCGCGCCGGCGCUCUGAUGAACAAAUGGCAGUCAUACAUCGACAUCUCCAACCCCCCCGCUUCUGGUGCUGCUUCCCAGUCGCCGGUAUCUAAGAAGGCUGGGAAGGAGGAUAAGCCUGUUUCGAAGAAGGCUGAGGAGGAGAAGGAGGAGGAUGUGAAUGGGGAGAAGAAGGAAGAGGAGACGAAGGAGUCUACUCCUGCACCUGAGCCGACUUCUGCCUCCGAACCUGCGCCAUCAUCCCCCGCACCCGCACCCGCAGCUCCCUCAACAGAAGACUCCGCCCCCGCUCCCGCCGCCGAGCCCACUUCCGAGCCUGUAGCUGAGGCUGCAGCCGAACCCACCAAGGCCGCCGCCCCCGAGCCCGUAGCCGAGUCUGCUGUGGAGACUACCACCACCACUGAGGAGGACAAGCCUAAUGGGGAGGAUGUGCCCGCUGAGGAGGCUAUGCAGGUGGACGCUUAA